Molecule: messenger RNA, 4950 nt
Organism: Closterium sp. NIES-65
Lineage: Eukaryota; Viridiplantae; Streptophyta; Zygnematophyceae; Desmidiales; Closteriaceae
Source: the annotation of a GenBank genome assembly
AUGGCUGGCUUAUGCAAGGAUGUCGAAUCGCAUUUUUUGGCGAACGAUCUAGAAGCGUGCAGAAGUGUGAUUGGCCGGAUCUUCCGCAACAUCGGGGAGUCUUCGAGUAGCAACCAGCAGAGCAGCCGUGACUGGUUCGUUUACUGCGGAGGUGACACCCUCUUCAUCCGCAUUCUCUCCUCGCCGUUCGCGAAUUCUCGCGAAACAGGUCGCGAAGGAAGCUCCACGGCACUUACCGCGGGAGCAGCAGCGGGAUCUGACGGAGGGGGAAGGGUUGGGGGGGGAUCGCGGAACCGCCGUGGGAUUUUCCGCACGGAGAGCGCGGAGGGAUCGCGGGAGUCGGGGACGCUACGAGAGGGGGAGACGUCGCGCGAGGAGACGGCGCUGUGGAUGAUGCGCAACGACUGCCUGGCGGUGCUGCGCGAGAUGUGCUUCGCGUCCGCGUGCUUCUCCGAGGGGCUGUCCGUGCAGCGCCAGUUCCUCAUCCGCCUCUUCGCGCUCAUGGAGAAUAAGAUCACAUUCGACUACGGUACGCACCAUGGAUGGACAGUGCGCGUCGCAUGCCGGCCAGCGACACUUCUUCGUUCCCGUCUCUCGUUUCUCUGCCCAUCUGAUUCGUUGCUCUUUCUAGCUCUUCGUGCAUCUCGUCUUGAGCUCGUUCUAUGCUUUCCCCGCUUGCGUCCUCCCCUCUACCCCGUCACAGCCGUCGCGCUAGCGGAGGAGAUCCUGGCGGUGGGGGAGGAGACGCUGAAUCUGGGGUCGGUGCCCAACUUCGCGCGCCUGGUGCGCGGGCUGUCGGCGCGGCAGCUCUCCUUCUUCUGCCGCGUGCUCGCCAUGGUCGUCUUCGAACCCGAGGACCGCGCGCCCGAGGUCUCCGCGCUGCAGAAGGGCGCGGACCCGGCGGAGCGCGUGGAGCGGGAGGCGGAGUGGGCGGUGGCGGACGGCAACCACGACGUUCUGCUGGCCAUCCCCGACAUCCUCGCCAACCUCGUCAAGCUGCUGCAGAUGGAGAGCAGCGGCGAGGCGGACCUGUGGUCGCCCAGCCUGAGCGAGUGGCAGCCGCUGCUGGGCGACCUCAUGGCUGGGGAAGACGAGACCGCUGCCGACUGGGGGCCUGAAGAGGACGACGAAGAGGACUAUAACGAGGACGGGGAGGAGUACGAGGAGGAAGAGGAGCAGGAGGAGGAUGAGGAGGUGGAGGAGGAGGUUGAGGAGGUGGAGGAGGAGGUUGAUAUGGAGGGUGAGUUGCUGGAGGAGGACGAGGAUGUGGAGGCAGAGGCAGAGGGGGAGGGAGAGGGAGAGGAGGGGGAGGAAGGGGAAGGGUCUGGGUUCUACGAGGAUGUUGAGGAGGAGAUCGCAGGGGAGGACGACGAGGAGGGCGGAGAAGGGGAGGAGAGACGGGAAGAGGGGGAAGUAGAGGAGGGGGAGGAAGUGCAUGGAGGGGGGAGCAGGAGUGGGGGCGAGCGGCAGGGGACCAGGUUGGGGAGGCUUUUGGGUGGAGGAGAUGGUGUGGAGAGGUCGGGAGGUGCGAGAGAGAGGAGGGAGAGCGCGGGUGGGGGUGCGGCUGCGGGCGCGAUUCAUUUCAUCCAGGGCUUGUUCGGCUGGGGGACCGGCGAUGCUGGUACCAGCACCCAUAGCACUGGCGGUGGCAGUGGCGGUAAUGGGGGAGGGAGGGAGGCGGAAGGAAGUGGGGGGGGCAGAGGCGCGGCACAAGGUGCUUCGGAGAGCGCUGGCGCAGUGGGGGGCGGCGGAGAUGGCGGGGCGGAGGCCUCUGGCGCGGCAGCCAGGCAGGCGGGCAGGGGGAAUCUCUGGGGAGGGUUUGGGCUGUUUGGGGGCAUAGGGGGACUUCGUCCAGGGGGAACAGGCGGAGGAGGAGGAGCAGCGCGGGAGGGAAGAGGAGGCGCAGGGGAAGGAGGUGAGGAGCAGGAGCCUGGUCCAGAUGGCGGUGGUGGUGCUGUGGCUGUGAGUCAACGGCGAACUGGUGCUGCUGUGCCUGUGGCAGGAGUGGCACCACGCGGAGCAGCAGAUACCACCCAAGGGCCCUUCUCCCCGCGUUCGCCGCCUGUUGCCGCUCCUCCGCCCCGCAUGCCACCCCUGCUUCCCCCCUCCCCCCAUGCCGCUGUGCUGCCCUUCUCCCCCCAUCCUACCCUCCUUACAGGAACCUCCACCUCACCGCCUCGACCGCCCCCCAACCGCACUCCACCCACUGCAACCCAACCGGGAGCGCUUCCCCAAGUGAAUACUACAGGCAUUCCAAUGACCGCCAAUCCCCUGAACCUGCUCCCACUCACCGCGCCUGCCAACCCCGCCGCUGCUGCAACCGCCGCGGAGGCAGCAGGAGCGGGCAUCCCCGCGGGCGCGCGGGUGAUGGUGUUCGUGGGGAACCCGCCGCGCCUGCUGGGGGAGGUGCCCGAGGGCGAGCUGGAGCCCUUCCUGCGCGCGCUGCCCCAGGGCGCCGUUACUGUCCUGAGGGCUGGCGAAAUCGGGUUACCAGAGGGCGCGGGGCCUGCUGCUGUGGCGACGAACAUGGCUGCUUCGUUCAUGGAGCAGCAGCAGGUGGAGGUGUUAUUCGUGCUGUGUGCGCUGUGCGGGGGCAAACGCAAGGAGGCGGUGCAGGACCAGCUGGCGGCGCUGGGGCUGGUGGGCAUCCUCGUGGACUCGUUUGACCGCCUCAACUGGUCCGCCCCGCUGCCGCCGCCCGCUGAGCCCCAUGGCAUCCACGGCCCCGGCUGCUCCUGCAACCCCGAGUCGGCCCUGAAGAUCCAGUACCUGCGUCUCAUUCACAACUUCUGUGACCGGGACGGCCCCAACCUGCACAACAAGCUGCUGCUCGCCUCGCCCGGUGGUGUACCACCGCCCCUCGCUGCUGGUACCCCACCCCUGAUUGCUGCCCCGGGUAUCGCUGCAAGUGUAAGCACCCUUGGAAGCAUGCCUGCUGGUGGUGUUGCUGCUGGUGGUGCUGGUGGUGGGGGGACCAUCAGUGGUGGCAGCAGCAGCUCCAGCGGCAGCAGCGGGGGUGUGGAUGGGAGGGUGCAGGGAAGCACGCAGGGAGAGGGAAACGCACAGGGGCGGGGACAAGGAGAGGGAGAGGGAGAGGAGCACGGGUAUGCGCUGGGGUUUGGGGCGAGCUUAGGGCGGGCGCUAGGGUUUUCACCAAACCAGUGGCUGCCUGGCUUGGGUAUCAGAGAUGGCGCAGGUGACUCUGGUGUGUUGCCCCAGGCCGUGGGAGUGGGCGCCAGCAGAGGAGAGGGAAGCAGCGCGCAAGCAGCAGCAUGUGCAACAGAAGCAGCAGCAGCAGCGGGAGCAGGUGGGGUGGUGGAGGGCGGGGCGGGCGAGGAGGGGAAGAACAAGGCGUUGAUGCUGAAGAUCAUCCGAGUGCUCAUGAAGGAGUCCGCCGACUCCGUGUACCGCUUCUGGCUCGCCUCCUGUGUCGAGGCGUUUCUCCGAGGCUCCAACCCGCGUGACCAGCAGCUGGUCGCGGCCACAGGCCUCAUGGAGCACCUCGUGGAGGAGAUUCUCCGAGGGGCGUCGGGCUUUAAGUGUGCGGCGUCCCUGCAGAUCGACUUUGACCUGCUGGGCGAGCUCGUCAAGUUCAACCCGGUGCUGUUCCGGCGGCUGGCGGCGCUGGUGCAGGGCGAGCGGUUCAGCCGGUUCAUCGAGGUGCUGGUGGCGCACCUGGUGGACUCCAACGUCUUCAUCCGCUCCGUCAUGCUCUCCCUCCACGCCUUCCGCACCGCCCUCCCCACCCCGCCCUACCUCGGCCCUUGCCCCACGCCUGCGCUCCCCCCUCCUGUGCUGUCCCCCGCCAUCCCAUCCACGUCCGCUGCGCCGUCGCUAGCAUCGUCCUCCUCAAGCCCUGCGCCUGACCUGCGGUCCUCUUCAGCUGCUUCUGCUGCUGCUUGUGGGGAAGAGGAGGCAAAGAAGGAGUCGAGAGUUGCUGCUGACGGUACUGAUGCUGAUGCUGGUGGCGGCGGGAGUGGUGGUGAUGGGGAUGGUGGCGAUGCCAACAGCAGCUCAGGCGAGGGCACAGAGAGAAGGGGCAGGGAGAGGGAAGAGGAGUCGGCUCUCAAGGGCACACCCCGUAGUGCAUCACCACGUGGGGUCGCUGAAGCAUCGUCAGCAGCAGAGGCGGCUGCAGACAGGAAGGGGAAAAAGAAGGUGGAGGAAGGGGGAAGGAGUGCAGAGAGAGGAAGUGCAUGGGAGGCGAAGGGGAAGGCAAAGGGGAAGGGGGUGAUGGGGGAGGGGUCGGCGGUGGUGGGGGAGGAGGAGGAGGAGUUGGCAUCGCCCCUGGCGGCGUUCAUGGAGUGCAACUCGGUGCUGCUGCUGCGCGACCUCAUGCUCGUCGUGCGCCUGGGCGACAUCAACCAGGACAACAUCUGUGUGCUGAACACGGCACUCAUCUUCUUCAUCUUCGCCAAUCGCAACGCGCAGCUCCUCUCUCUGCUCUCCGCCCUCCGAGCCGCCGACAAGGCCCAGCCUGCAUCACUUGCCGCUUCCACCACCCUCCUCCAACCCUCCUCCCCUUCCUCUCCUGCUAACCCGUCCUCCCCUUCUCCACCCUCCUCGCCCUCCUCGCCCUCCUCACGCUCACCCUCUUUUUUCUCCAAGCCUCCGUCCUCUGCUCUCAUCAACCCCUCUCUGCUGCCUGACCCGGUUUCUUCCAACUCUGAAGAUUUGUCCACCGGGGUCGGCCCGGGGAGCGUGAUGAAAAACUUUCGGGCGCUGCUGGACUUUUGGCGGGAGUAUUAUCUGAGGAAGAGGGGCAGGGACUGUGCCAGCCUGCAGUUCUCCACCAACAUUCCCUUCACCGAGUGGCUCCGAGUGGUGGAGAUGCUUUGUGCCUCGCCCGACUGCCCGACCUCGCUUCUGUACUGCCCGCCUCUGCCCGCUAGUGGCUCGCAGUGCUCCUCUGUUGGCCUCAGGGUUGACCCCCCUCCCCGACGGUGCUGA